UUGCCCUCUUCAAAGAUGGCGGCCAAGGCAUCUCAGGGCAAGAAAGAGGCGGCGAGGCUACCCGGAUGUGGCUUGUCCCUUCCGGCACGCCGUAGUCCCACUCUUUCGCUCGGUCCCAAGAUGGCGGCGCCCGCGUCCGUUUGCGGCGGAAGGCUCCGGCGCGGCCUGUGGUCGGCGGCGCUUCUGCUCCGGCUCUGCCUUUCCGCGGUUGCGGCGGAAGAAGCCUCGUCCUCGGCCGAGUUCGACGUCAGGCCCGGCGGCAUGGUUCACUCUUUCUCCAAGAGCCUGGGAGACUAUUCGUGCACAUUCACCUAUGCAGCUCAAGGCGGGACCAAUGAGCAAUGGCAGAUGAGCAUGGGCACCUCCGAGGACGGCCUGCUGUUUUCGUGUUCGGUCUGGAGACCGCAGGGGAAGUCGUAUCUUUUCUUCACGCAGUUCCGAGCCGAAGUGACGGGAGCCCAGAUCGAGUACGCCAUGGCCUACUCGGCGGCUGCGUCCGGCGGGCAGAGCGAUGUCCCGUUAAAAGAAGAGGAGUUCGAGGUGUCCGAAACGGCAGUGACCCACAAAGAAGGCAAAUUCCGGGCCGAGCUGUCCAAGCUCCUCAUCGUCGCCAAAACCGCCCACGACGAGCUAUGAACGGCUGGGCCUCUGCAAAGACAAUGCGGUGACUGUCCCGACGUCCCGGACGGGUAGGACCCCGGGAACCCCGAACCGGGAGUCUCUUAUUACGAUAUCUUUCGAUGGGAGGAGAAAUAGAGAUAUUUUCCCCGAGGGUGAGAAAGACGUACGUCGUCACGGAACCUUCAGUCCGAGGCAUCCGAAACCGUUUCGAUUCCUUCCAAGGAUGAUUCGGGACCCCGAAAUAAGACUCGACGAAUGCGUAAGAACUUCCUUUUGGGGUUGGGAUGGACGAGGGCCGGCCGGAAUAAAUCAGGAGACGUCUCGUACGGGG
This is a messenger RNA of Anolis carolinensis (green anole), 952 nucleotides long. RefSeq names its product myeloid derived growth factor (gene mydgf). NCBI's taxonomy places the organism in Eukaryota, Metazoa, Chordata, Lepidosauria, Squamata, Anolidae. The record is from RefSeq and is a predicted model, not a curated record. Bases 16 to 636 code for a protein of 206 amino acids. Gene Ontology annotation, biological process: positive regulation of angiogenesis; positive regulation of endothelial cell proliferation. The transcript has 6 exons.